AUUGAACGGAACAAAGUUGUUGUGAGAAAUAAAAUGUCUAGUGGUUUGCAAAAUAACGCGAGUUUAAAACUAUCCUGACAAAAUCUUUAACGUUUAAAAAAACUUGAGUAGAAUAUUAAAAAGCAAGAAGAAGAAAAAAUAGAGGAACGUUUCUGACGGGGUGUGUGAACGGCCAACGUCUUAAUAAAUAGACGAUGUUCCGACAUGUCGUGGUUGGGUUGACGUUUAUUAAUGUGAUUCUAACGACACCGACGUAUAAGUACUUACAAGGUAACACAUACGACUAUCAUAAAACAGAAAACGUUGAAGAUUACCUUCGCAAGAAUGAUUUUCGCGACUUCCAAAUUCCAGUGCCAAAACGAGACGAAUAUGAACCGCCAAGUGAUUCAUUUGAAAGUCGUGAAAUGAAAGAGGCUCUUGCUGACUUGCCAAAAAAUGGAGAACUGUUUGAAGGUGAUAUACAGAUGGACCAAAGAUUAAAAGAUGCUGUGUUGGGUGUCUCCAAGAAAUCGGCGUUGCGAUCGGAAAAUAUAUUGUGGCCCAACGGAGUUUUGUAUUACGUUAUCGAUAAAUCAUUUGUACCAAAAGCGAGGGAGCUUUUAGAAAAAGCCAUGGUCGAGUUUGAAAGGCGAACUUGCAUUACAUUUAAGAAGAGGACAACAGAACCAAAUUACGUCAUCUACACCUCCAAAAAAAAUAUAUGUUCUUCCAACAUUGGUCGAAUUGGUGGUCCACAGCAAAUCUUUAUUGGCGCUGGUUGUGUUGUGUUGGGUACAGUUGAACACGAAACAAUGCACAGUUUAGGUUUUAUACACGAACAUUCCAGACCUGAUCGUGAUUCAUACGUGAAAGUAAUGUGGGAUAACAUUGAAAAACGUGAAUGGUCAAAUUUCAACAAGUACACUGUGCAUGAUGUGAAGAACAUGAAUGUUGAUUACAACUAUGCGAGUGUGAUGCAUUAUAGAAAUGACGCGUUUACAAAAAAUGGAGAUGACACGUUAAUCGCACAGGAUGAACCAUCUUUAAAGUUUGGACAACGCAUCAAAUUUAGUGAAGGCGACAUCAAGGAAAUAAAUCUUUUGUACAAGUGUCCGCAAAAGGACGGAGCGUAUAAUGGAUUGUUUAAGUCCUAUUCUGGUCAGAAAAAAGACAUUAUCAGAAGAUUGAGAAAUGAUAAAAGAUUGUUUGAAGAAAUGCUAUAUUCUGAUAUUUGAAAAACCUCGAACUUUUUUCUAUUUUGCUUCAUAAUCAAUAAUUCUUGACUUGUUACAUUUAUUUAUUAACCUAACUGCUGGCGUCUUCAGUUGUUUUUUUCGAAAAAUUACACAUUGAUUCUUUUAA
Messenger RNA from Hydractinia symbiolongicarpus, 1341 nucleotides. Its product is annotated as high choriolytic enzyme 1-like. The record is from RefSeq and is a predicted model, not a curated record. NCBI's taxonomy places the organism in Eukaryota, Metazoa, Cnidaria, Hydrozoa, Anthoathecata, Hydractiniidae. Gene Ontology annotation, molecular function: metalloendopeptidase activity; zinc ion binding. The coding region runs from base 195 to 1214 and encodes 339 amino acids. The transcript is spliced from 6 exons. Gene Ontology annotation, biological process: proteolysis.